Molecule: messenger RNA, 3377 nt
Organism: Alexandromys fortis (reed vole)
Lineage: Eukaryota; Metazoa; Chordata; Mammalia; Rodentia; Cricetidae
Gene: Ube2z
Product: ubiquitin conjugating enzyme E2 Z
Exons: 7
Coding region: 525-1595 (356 amino acids)
Source: RefSeq, a predicted model, not a curated record
GCAGGGGGCAAUAGUAGUCCUUGGUGGAAGACAACGAGGCAUGAUCCAUCACAGAACCGUAGAGACGCGAAGGACCCUAACUUAGUCAAGCUCUCCCUUAGAGCGUUCUACAGGGAGGCUGGACUUCAGUCCUACCCUAGAAGAGCAUCCGAUGGUCCCUCCCUUUAAAGGGAUAAACUGUGGCUCUCUCCAUCUUCUCUGAACUUCCUCCGCCCAGAUCAACACUUGAACAUGAAGCCUUCCACGGAGGUGGGCUGCCAGGGCCUCUGGAGGAGAGCAGAACUGGCGCCAGCCUGGAACGACUAGUCCGCUAGCCCCCGCCCCCAGCCCUGGAGGACCGUGGGUGGACGCUCUGGCAGCACGCCUCUCUCUCGCUGGUCCGGGAGGAGGUGGGCGGAGCCAGCGCCGCCCGGGCUCGGGAAGCGGAGGGUGGGGACACUCUGGCCCGGCUCUCGGUGGUGCGGGAGCAGCGGCCGCUCUGGUCGGCGGACGUGCUGCUGAGCAGUCCCGGAAGCGAAGCAGCGAUGGCGGAGAGUCCGACUGAGGAGGCGGCGACGGCGACGGCUGGCGCCGGGGCGGCAGGCCCAGGGGCGAGCGGUGUUGCCGGUGUGGUCGGCGUUAGCGGGAGCGGCGGCGGCUUCGGGCCGCCUUUCCUGCCGGAUGUGUGGGCGGCGGCGGCGGCGGCGGGCGGGGCCGGGGGGCCGGGGAGCGGCCUGGCUCCGCUGCCAGGACUCCCGCCCUCGGCCGCUGCCCACGGGGCCGCGCUGCUUAGCCAUUGGGACCCCACUCUCAGCUCGGACUGGGACGGCGAGCGAACCGCGCCUCAGUGUCUACUUCGGAUCAAGCGGGAUAUCAUGUCCAUUUAUAAGGAGCCUCCUCCAGGAAUGUUCGUUGUACCUGAUACUGUUGACAUGACUAAGAUUCAUGCAUUGAUCACAGGCCCAUUUGACACUCCUUAUGAAGGGGGUUUCUUCCUGUUCGUCUUUCGGUGUCCACCCGACUACCCCAUCCACCCACCUCGGGUCAAACUGAUGACAACGGGCAAUAACACAGUGAGGUUUAACCCCAACUUCUACCGCAAUGGGAAAGUCUGCUUGAGUAUUCUAGGUACAUGGACUGGCCCUGCCUGGAGCCCAGCCCAGAGCAUCUCUUCUGUGCUCAUCUCCAUCCAGUCCCUGAUGACUGAAAACCCCUACCACAACGAGCCAGGCUUUGAACAGGAAAGACAUCCAGGAGACAGCAAAAACUAUAAUGAAUGUAUCCGGCAUGAGACCAUCAGAGUUGCAGUCUGUGACAUGAUGGAGGGAAAGUGCCCCUGCCCUGAACCCUUACGGGGAGUGAUGGAGAAAUCCUUCCUGGAGUAUUAUGACUUUUAUGAGGUGGCCUGCAAAGAUCGCCUGCAUCUUCAAGGCCAGACUAUGCAGGACCCUUUUGGAGAGAAGCGGGGCCACUUUGACUACCAGUCCCUCUUGAUGCGUCUGGGACUGAUUCGGCAGAAAGUGCUGGAGAGGCUCCAUAAUGAGAAUGCUGAAAUGGACUCUGAUAGCAGCUCAUCUGGGACAGAGACAGACCUUCAUGGGAGCCUCAGGGUCUAGACCCUGCUCCCCUGCCCCUCCCCCAACUCGAAAGUCCCAGCAGAGCCCCUCCCCUCACCCCAGGGACGGAGAGGCACUGUGCAUCUCCCUUCAAAAGUGUCGGCUUCCCGGCAUCCCGCAAGAUGGCAAGAAGCAAGCAAACUCAAUUCCAGGGUGUGGGAGUGGGGCUGUUCCCAAUCUGACCUCCUUGGUGCUGGAGCACCUGGGGCUAUAGUCAAUCCUGGAUCAGGGCCAGGGCACUUUUGCAAGAGGACCUAGAGUGGUGGCCUCUGGCAAAGCUAAACAACCAACACACCUCUCUGCAGGGCCAGCUAAUUAGGGAUAGGAGAAGACAGAAAAUGAGAACCCAAGAGGGAGCAUGCCCAAGUGGUUUCUAGGGAUAGCUGGGAGUUUGGGUGGGAUGCUGUCUGUGAUACUUAAGCAGUCUGGUUGGUUAUCUGUUUGUCUUCAGUCUUGAAGCAGGGCUUCCCAACACCCUUUUCCUCCCUUCUCCCAUUAUUUUCCAUGGUCCAGCAUAACUUUGUUUUUCCUAAUUUAUAGUCACUGUUCUAGACAGACCAAAGAGAAGAACAGUGGUGGGGUCUGGGCUGCUGAUCAGUAAGCUUUACCUAGCACCUGAGCACCUUUCUCCCUCACACCAUUUCCUCAGCAUUUUAGGUUACAGGUGGAAGGUAAGUCCCACUGGGACGGAGCCCAGGUCGCUGUGAAGCCUGCACAGGUGUCAGAGGAAGCUGCUUACUGUGUUCCCACAAUCACUGAUUUGAAAGGUUCCCAGCACAGGCAGCUGCAGCAUGUAUGGGAUUUGAGCCACUACAUAAAAUAGUCUCUUACAGAUUUUCCUGAAUACUAGUCAAGGAGGGUGGUUUUCUUGGGGUAGAGCACGGGGAGACUUGAUACUAGUCCCUAUUUUGUUCAGCUGUUCUUUUAUAUUUUCAUCCCAGUCCGUAGUUCUGUCCUCCCUUCAGCCCCCCCCCAUCCCCUGGGGCUUUGUGAGCAUGGAGAGCCAAUGGCAAGAGGGUUGUGGUGGGGACUGGAGACUCCUCCCUUUACCUCUCCCCUGUUACUGGCUCUGCUCCUUUUUUGAAUUUAGCUACAGUGAUCCUUCUGGCGGUUGAGUCAGAAAAACAUGUUUUCAGUGGCUUGGGAUCAGAGGAAUCCAUCCUUCCCAGUUUGAUACAGUUCACACUUUUCAGGUUUGCUGUUCUGACUCCUAGUACGUAGUUAGUGAUCCAUGUGGUACAGGCCUCCUGCACUAUCCAGCCCUGAGGAAUGCAGAGAACUACCUGCCCUGCCCGCUGCUAUAAAGGUCUCUGCCUUGUGGAUCAUGGGACUCCCUAGAAGAUAUAGGGAGAAGAUAGGGCACAAAGAGGGACCUCUUGGGAGGGCAGAAAGAAAACUGGACAGGGACAGUUCACUUGGGGAGCAGAAGUUUGUUUAGGCUACCUGGAGGCUGGGUCAGAUGUGGAGACUUGAAAAGGGACCCUGCUUCCAAUUUCCCUCUUCCAUUCCCAGAGCUAGUCCAGGGCCGAGAAGAAUGACUUUGGUCUGUGGGUCCAGUGUUGUCUGUCAUCCAUUUAAGUGUUCCCACUUUCAAGUGACAAUCUUCUCCUUGGCCCUGCCAUGGGGCAGAGCAUGUCUGGCAUAGCAGCCUGACUUUUAUGCCCUAAUCUUAAGUUGAGGAAAUAUAUGCACAGGAGUCAAAGAAAUGUCUUUAUAUCUGACUGUACAUAAAUGAAGUUUUCUUUUUUCCUUUUUGGUGCAAUAAAGUUUGUUUUGGCAGAA